Microthlaspi erraticum is the source of this 936-nucleotide messenger RNA. NCBI's taxonomy places the organism in Eukaryota, Viridiplantae, Streptophyta, Magnoliopsida, Brassicales, Brassicaceae. The record is from the annotation of a GenBank genome assembly.
AUGUCCGUCGAUGGCGAGAGCAUCUCUAUGCCGGUGGCGGUUGUCGCCUGCGUCGCAAUGGCGAUAUUCUACGUCUUGAUCCUCUACGCUCCCACCGUGAUUCUACGCCUCCCGGAGGCUUCUUCUUUCUCUGACUUCAUUAUUCGCCGAUUCAUUUGCGCUGCCAUUUCCACCGUCGCGUCCCUCAUCUUCACAGCUUCCUUACUCCCGAUAAAAGCCUGGGAGGCCUCUUAUGUACUUGGAGUUUUUGGCAUAAGGAGAGAUCAUCUGUGGCAAGGAGUGUUGUAUCCUCUUCUAUUGACCUCUCUCGUUUAUGCCGGAUCUUUGGUGUUGAAACUAUUAUUGCUCCUAAAGUCAUGGAAGGAAGAUGGUGGAGGAUGUAGUUCCUUUAAUAACAUAAAAAGCUUUGUUCAAACAAUCCCUGCUUGGAUACUGACUGGUGCUUCUAAUAUUUCCUUGUGGCGCAAUCUCGUCGUGGCACCAUUAACUGAAGAGCUGGUUUUCAGAGCUUGUAUGAUACCUCUGCUUCUCUGUGCUGGAUUUAGGAUAUACAGCGCCAUCUUUCUCUGCCCAAUUCUCUUCAGUUUGGCACACUUGAACCAUUUUAGAGAAAUGUACAUCAGGCAUAACCGCAGCUAUCUCAAGGCUUCACUGAUUGUUGGUCUUCAGCUUGGCUACACAGUCGUUUUUGGUGCAUAUGCAUCGUUUCUCUUCAUCAGAACUGGACAUCUCGCUGCGCCUUUGUUUGCUCAUGUAUUCUGCAAUUACAUGGGAUUGCCUGCGCUAUACGCCCGAGGAAAAGGUUUGGUGAGUGCAGCGUUCUUGUUCGGUGUCGUCGGAUUCGUCUUACUUCUCUUUCCUUUAACAAAGCCUCUUAUGUACAACGAUAGAACCAACGAUUGUCCGUGUUGGCUUGGAUAUUGUUUGUGGAAUUGA